AUGUCUCUCGACUGGCAAGUCAUCACCCCACUCCAAAAAAUUCUUUACAAGCUCUGCGCGGAAUGGUACACCACAUCCGCACAGAAGGAAGACGUAGUUUACUCUACACAUUCCAUGUUCAUUUGCUUUGCUAUGUUGUACCUUGGCUCUGACGCCAACACCAAGAAACAACUUGAAAGUGUUUUUGGGUAUUCCUCAAUCCCGGAGGAGAAAUUUUUGAACACGAUGGGACAAAUUGUUCACAAAGAGCCAAAUCAACAAACCUGUGUUGAAAUAGUCAACGCGAUUUGGGCGGGAAUGGACCUCAAAUUUAAAGACCAAUUUUUAGCAGCAGUGGCAAAGAUGGAGUGCCAAAUGAAGAACGGUGACUUUAAAAAGAAUUGCGAGGCUGUGAGACAGGAAAUUAACACCUUUGUCCAAACAGCAACAAAGGACGUCAUAAAAGACUUUAUCCAACCAGGUGUCAUUUCACCAGACACCGUCUCAGUCAUUAUCAACGCGAUUUACUUCAAGGGAGAGUGGGACAAACCGUUCCACAUAUUGCCCAAUAAAAUGGAGUUUGAAGGUGCCGGGGAAGUGACUGCGAUGAAAGUCAAUGUUGACUCGUCGGCAAGUUUUGAGGAUGACUACACAACAGUGUCCGUCUGUUACAAGGGCUUUGAACACAAAUUGGUGUUUGUUAUGCCAACAAACAUGAAGGAGUUUGAGGCGAAAAAGGGCCUUGAACAACUUAAAGACAUCGUUGUGGAUACCAUUCAAUCGUUCCCAGAAAAGAGAAAUGUGACAAUCCCAAAAUUCAGUGUCGAGUCUUCAUUUGAAAUGAACGAUCAAUUGAUGAAACUCGGACUCACAGACCCAUUCGGCUGUGCUGCUGAUUUUUCGAAAAUGUCCGACACAAAAACGUAUGUCUCGGCAGCAAUCCACAAAGCCGUUGUAAAAGUUGAUGAGGUUGGAACGGUCGCAGCUGCCGCCACUGGAAUUGCAAUGAACAGAUGCUGCAUGAGACCAAUGGCACCACCAAGAGAUGUCAUCAUCAACAAGCCUUAUUACUUUGCUAUUGUCGAAGGAAACAAUUUGCCACUUUUCUUUGGAAAAGUUUCACACCCAAAGUUUUAA
This is a messenger RNA of Entamoeba invadens IP1, 1116 nucleotides long. RefSeq names its product leukocyte elastase inhibitor, putative. Lineage: Eukaryota; Evosea; Mastigamoebida; Endamoebidae. Bases 1 to 1116 code for a protein of 371 amino acids. The transcript has a single exon. The record is from RefSeq and is a predicted model, not a curated record. Gene Ontology annotation, molecular function: serine-type endopeptidase inhibitor activity.